GUUGUGAAAACAGGAAGCAGCGCCGAUGAAUGCUCCGAGCCGUGGGCCUGCCCUCCCGUGGCAUCAGGAGGAGCUUGAGUCUGGCUGUCAGUCCGUCUUGCCUGUUUCCACAAGCCCCGCUUGCCUUAAAUACCGGAAAAAAAGCCGAAAGGAAUCCUUUGAGAAUGUCAAACGCCCUGGUUGUGUGUGAAGUGGACGAAAGUCUGAAAGCUAAACUGAAAAAGUUUAGAUUUCGAAAAGAGACGACCAAUGCUGCCAUAAUAAUGAAAAUCGACAUGGAGAAACAGCUUGUCAUCGUUGAUGAGGAAUAUGAGGACAUCUCAAUGGAUGAACUGAGAGAAGAACUCCCAGAGCGGCAACCCAGGUUCAUUGUCUACAGCUACAAAUAUGUCCAUUCCGAUAGAAGGGUGUCGUACCCUCUUUGUUUCAUAUUCUCUAGUCCAAUGGGAUGUAAGCCAGAGCAGCAGAUGAUGUAUGCAGGGAGCAAGACUGGACUGGUGCACGCUGCGGACCUCACGAAGGUCUUUGAAACAAGAAAUACGGACGACUUGACAGAAGAAUGGCUGAGGAACCAGUUGGGAUUUUUUGGCUGAAUAUACAGUACUAUCAGUCUGUUUCUUAUGGUGAAACAUGGCCAUUGAUAGUAAUUAUCAAUUGCUGUGCAUGAAUGACUUACUGUAUCAAAGAUUUGAUCUGUCAAUUUCCCAUUAAAAUCAUAGAAAUGAA
Molecule: messenger RNA, 726 nt
Organism: Pungitius pungitius (ninespine stickleback)
Lineage: Eukaryota; Metazoa; Chordata; Actinopteri; Perciformes; Gasterosteidae
Product: glia maturation factor beta
Exons: 7
Coding region: 30-593 (187 amino acids)
Biological process (GO): negative regulation of Arp2/3 complex-mediated actin nucleation; actin filament debranching
Cellular component (GO): actin cortical patch
Molecular function (GO): actin binding; Arp2/3 complex binding
Source: RefSeq, a predicted model, not a curated record